AUGAUUGUGUCUGCCUUCUUCAAUAACAUCAUUUACCACCUCACUGGGGGUGACCUGUCCUCGAUGCACAGUUACACCUGUAUACUCAGCCAACAACCUGUCUUCUGGCUGGGUAAUGACACCCUGAGGGUGUCUGCUGCACUGUUUGCAGAGAACCGUCACCGACUAUGCAAAGGGCUGAAAGCCAAAGACGGUGUGGUGCAGCAGUCAGUGGUUGUGCUGCAGGGAGGAGAGCAGAAGCAGAGGUACUGCACGGACACGGACCUCCUUUUCAGACAGGAGUCUUUCUUUCAUUGGGCUUUUGGAGUAACCAAGGCUGACUGUUAUGGAGCCAUCGAUGUCAGCUCUGGGAAAUCCAUCCUUUUUGUUCCCAAACUGCCUGAAAGCUAUGCUACUUGGAUGGGAGAGAUCUUUCCUAAAGAGCAUUUCAAGGAGAAGUAUGCUGCUGAUGAGGUGCAUUACACCUGUGAUGCAAGUCUUUCUGUGUUAGUGCAGAGUCUUUACAGCCAGUAUUUGUGUGUAGGUAUGUGUGUGUGUCUGUGACCUUUUUUCUGUGCG
Molecule: messenger RNA, 558 nt
Organism: Larimichthys crocea (large yellow croaker)
Lineage: Eukaryota; Metazoa; Chordata; Actinopteri; Sciaenidae
Product: xaa-Pro dipeptidase-like
Exons: 4
Coding region: 1-543 (180 amino acids)
Molecular function (GO): manganese ion binding; metalloaminopeptidase activity
Source: RefSeq, a predicted model, not a curated record